Messenger RNA from Mus pahari (shrew mouse), 1079 nucleotides. It is a transcript of the gene Ffar2, whose product is annotated as free fatty acid receptor 2. Bases 87 to 1079 code for a protein of 330 amino acids. Gene Ontology annotation, molecular function: G protein-coupled receptor activity. Gene Ontology annotation, biological process: cellular response to fatty acid; G protein-coupled receptor signaling pathway. The transcript has 3 exons. Gene Ontology annotation, cellular component: plasma membrane. The record is from RefSeq and is a predicted model, not a curated record. NCBI's taxonomy places the organism in Eukaryota, Metazoa, Chordata, Mammalia, Rodentia, Muridae.
AGACAGAAAAGGAUCUGACAGGGGUUCCACAGCGCUGGACCAGAGGAGAGCCAGGUAGAAGAAACCCCUGAACUUGCCCAAGGAGAAUGACCCCAGAUUGGCACAGUUCCUUGAUCCUUACGGCCUACAUCCUCAUCUUUCUUACUGGGCUCCCUGCCAACCUGCUGGCCCUGCGGGCCUUCAUGGGCCGGGUUCGCCAGCCUCAGCCUGCCCCUGUGCACAUCCUCCUGCUUAAUCUGACCCUGGCGGACUUGCUCCUGUUGCUGCUGCUACCCUUCCGGAUCGUGGAAGCAGCAUCCAACUUCCGCUGGUACCUACCAAAGAUCGUGUGCGCACUCACGGGCUUCGGCUUCUACAGCAGCAUCUACUGCAGCACGUGGCUGCUGGCGGGCAUCAGCAUGGAACGCUACCUGGGAGUGGCCUUCCCGGUGCAGUACAAGCUAUCCCGCAGGCCACUGUAUGGAGUGAUCGCUGCUCUGGUGGCCUGGAUCAUGUCUUUCGGCCACUGCACCAUCGUCAUCAUCGUUCAGUACCUGAACUCAACCGAGCAGGUGGGCACUGAGAACCAAAUAACCUGCUACGAGAACUUCACCCAAGAGCAGCUGGAUGUGGUGUUGCCCGUUCGGCUGGAGCUGUGCCUGGUCCUCUUUUUCGUUCCCAUGGCAGUCACCAUCUUCUGUUAUUGGCGCUUCGUGUGGAUCAUGCUCACGCAGCCCCACGUUGGGGCUCAGAGGCGACGCCGGGCAGUGGGCCUGGCUGUGGUGACGCUUCUUAAUUUCCUGGUGUGCUUUGGACCCUAUAACAUGUCCCACCUGGUGGGGUUCUACCUGAGGCAGAGCCCCUCGUGGCGGGUGGAGGCUGUGGUGUUCAGCUCCCUCAAUGCCAGCCUGGAUCCAUUACUGUUCUACUUCUCCUCCUCCGUGGUGCGCAGAGCUUUUGGGAAAGGUUUGCUACUGCUCCGCAAUCCUACCUCCUCUAUGCUGGGUAGGGGAGCCAAAGAGACCGUGGAGGAGACCAAGACGGACAGGGGUGGAAGUCAAGCAGAAGGGGUACAGAGUUCUGACUUUGUCACAGAGUAA